Molecule: messenger RNA, 2323 nt
Organism: Silurus meridionalis
Lineage: Eukaryota; Metazoa; Chordata; Actinopteri; Siluriformes; Siluridae
Gene: mmp17b
Product: matrix metallopeptidase 17b
Exons: 12
Coding region: 181-2046 (621 amino acids)
Biological process (GO): collagen catabolic process; proteolysis; extracellular matrix organization
Cellular component (GO): extracellular matrix
Molecular function (GO): zinc ion binding; metalloendopeptidase activity
Source: RefSeq, a predicted model, not a curated record
CACAUCUGUUCCGAGAGACAGAGUCGGAGGGAGUGAGGGACAGAGUGGGUGAAUUAAAGCCAAAAGACACAGAGUUCUAAAGACAGAAGGAGGGAUGCACUGAUGCACUGAAUAGGGGUCCCAUGACAUUUCCUCCUGCUGAGGACGGUGUUCUUCUUGAAGGGUUUCUAACGUCUCACCAUGAAGCUGCUGCAGUGGACAGUGCUGACACUCAGUCUGUGUGGAUGCAAGUGGGCAGUCUCAGUCUCACUGCCUCGGCCUAUUACCCCAAUAACACCGGAAACUCCAUCCUUUGUUACGCCUACAGUGGAUGAUAGCGCAAGACUAGUGGAUUGGCUUAUGAAGUAUGGCUACCUGCCUCCUCCUGACCCCUCCACAGGUCAGCUUCAGGCCUGGACUGCAGUCACACACGCUCUAAAGGCUAUGCAAAGAUUUGCUGGAUUGCACGACACUGGAGCAUUGGACGAGGAGACGCUGAAACUGAUUCAGACACCACGCUGUUCACUUCCUGAUGAGGAAGACAGUCAGAUUCCUGAUUCAGACUUGGAUACUGAGCUCCAAGGAAAGAGGGUGAAGAGAGCCGUAUCGAGCUGGGCUCAGAGAAACAUCAACUGGAGAUUGCACACCUAUCCCACCUCCUCAGCUCUAUCCCAUGAGAUGUUCCGUUCUCUGGUAUUCUAUGCUCUGAAAGUGUGGGCCGAACCAACAGCUCUUGAGUUUCAUGAGGUUGGAGGACCAGAUGGGGCAGAUCUUCUGAUUGAUUUCCUGCAUGGUUCGCAUGGUGAUGAAUACCCGUUUGAUGGGUUGGGUGGAGCUGUUGGCCACGCCUUUUUUCCUUCUGACCCGAACAGAGCAGGUGAAGUUCAUUUGGAUGCAGAGGAAGAGUGGGCAUUCAGACAGCCAGCUUCUGAAGGUACAGAUGCGUUCACAGUGCUGGUGCACGAGCUCGGCCAUGCUCUUGGACUCUCCCACUCUUCAGCACGGGGGUCUGUUAUGAGGCCGUAUUACCAAGGGCCCUUGGGAGACCCACUCCACUUCAGUCUGGGAGCUCCAGAUCGAGAACGCAUCACCGCUCUCUAUGGGAGGAAGGGUGACCAUCUACAGACUCAUCUUCUACAGGCAGAAGCUGAAAUGAAAUAUCCACAUAGAGGCACACACAGACUCACACACCGUCACCGGCACACACACAGUCCCCUCGACAGUCCUUCUGAGGAUCGCUGCAACACCAGUUUCGAUGCGGUUGCUAAAAUCCGAGGGGAGGUGUUUUUCUUCAAAGGUAUGAGUAUGUGGAGGGUAAACACAGGAGGUCUGGUCUCUCGGAGAGCCGUGUCUGUGCGUAAACUCUGGGCUGCCUUGCCCACAUCUCUGCCCCCACUGAGGGCCGUACUGGAGAGGCAUGAGGAUCAUGCCAUCAUCUUCAUCAGCGGGUCUCAGUUCUGGAUAUUUAAGGAUCUGUCGCUGCAGGAUGGUUUCCCCCAGCCACUGUCUGCUCUGAAUCAUACAUCCUCGGACAGUAGAGAGGAACAUGGUGUACACUGGGAUCCUGAAAAAGGAGUGGUGUGGGGGUCGGAAGGGGAGCAGGAACAGAGCGGACAAGUGUGGAAAGAACUCAUUGAAGGAGGAGUGAACGGAAUUAUUACAGACAACGAUGGUUCUCUCUUACUCUUCAAAGGCUCUCACUAUUGGAAGUUUGCCCACCCAGGCGUCGCCCCUGAGGAUGGAUUUCCCCGACCUGUGGCUUUGGAUUGGUUGAACUGCCCCGACUCUUCCCCUCAUCAUUCUACUGAUAUCUCUCUGAUGUCCACUGCGGGUCAACAGGAGCUUUUAGAGAGAAAAGAGGAAGGAGCUUUGGAGCAGAUGAGGCGCAGGAUCAAAACCACGACAAGACAUGUGGAGAAUCCUCAGGAAUGUCCAUGUUCCAACGGCGCAUCACUAGCUAACACAAGUCUGCUUUUCCUGACGAUUAGCUUGAUCUUACACACUCUGACUUCUCAGACAUCUGUGUCACCUUUUAGGUCACACUCACAUCCUGCUCAGUUUCAGUGAACCUGUGCCCACUGUAUCACACUAUUCAAUGUGUUAUGUGAUGCUUUACUGCUCAGCACGGUUGUAAAGAGUGGCUGGUUGAUUGACAAUAACUUUCCUGUCAGCACAAACCAAUCUGAAUGUUCCUAGACCUCUCAAAUUACAGGUAAUAAGGUGUUUCUGUCUGGCUUUACUUUAAGAGGGCCAAGCACAGAAGGAGCUUCGACACCCUACUGAUAUUCUACCUUUUCUCGGGGCUGAUGCGAUUCGCAUUUCGAUGCAUAGCCAAUGAUACUAU